Molecule: messenger RNA, 2099 nt
Organism: Seminavis robusta
Lineage: Eukaryota; Bacillariophyta; Bacillariophyceae; Naviculales; Naviculaceae
Source: the annotation of a GenBank genome assembly
GUUGCUGAUGAAUUGGCGUUGGCGUCAGCAUUCAGAGGGUCCUGAUAGCUGUCCUGAUCCACGGCCGAGUUGACACGGCUCUGGCCCGGCGAAGUGAAAUUCCUUUGGUUCGGUGAAGCAGAAUUUGCUUUUGACGUCAGAAAUGGGAAGAGCACAUCACCAUUUCCACUGACUCUUGCUUCUCAAAGAGUUAGAUACAGCCUUCCACUCUCAAUUGCCUUUGCUGUUUUUUGAGAAAGUUUCUGGUGACGCUGCCGAGCUUGCUCUUAACAACCGUGGGACAGCUGAGAAUCCACGCACAUUUUAGGAAUGCAACGUAAGCAUCGCCGAUCAUUUUUCUUACGUGGCACCAUUUUUCGCUAACCACACAAAAUGCUGGUCGAUGAGUUUGCCGUGGGAUUCAACAGUGUUGCUAGUUUGAGGUUUGAGAGUUGGUUGAUGAGCUGUUGCAUUGAUGCAACGCUUCACUUCUCGUCUCACAAAAACGUAAGACAUCAUUCAUAAAAUCAAACAGAACGCAAUUAGUCAGUUCCACGUACCCAGUAUUGACCAUGACACAGAUCAAGGAGAAGAAUCGCGCCAAGAUUGCGCUACUUCACGAAGAGCUCGAGGCUCUCACCCCGUCGUCUACCAAAGCCAACUACAGUGAUUUGGAACUGGAUUCUUUUCUCCAGUUUACUAGAUCAGUUCCUGCUGCUGCCAAGGCCCUGUUGGCGGCACGUCAAUGGAAGGAAGAGAAUCCCGUGAGCAUUGCCGAUGUUGCUUCCUUUUAUCGAGCUCCUUCGGGAACCAAAAUCCCUCCUGCCUGCUUGGUCUGUUUGGAAGACGGCAAGGGCGGUGUGGCGCGGGACAGUGAAGGCCGACCCAUUAUCUGGAUGAUGGGUGUUAUCUACGGCAACAAGGAAGAACUGAAACAACAAGUGACAUACGCACUCCAACGAGCCGCAAAGUACCGACUCCCUCAUCAUCGACCGGACGAAGUAUGCUUUGUUACUGAAGUCAUGUCACGAACUGCCAAUCCACUUCGAUUGGGCUUGUGUUCUACCUUUCGAUUCCCAGAUUCCGCCGUCCGAUCACUCUUUGACGUAAUGAAGACGUACUUUCCAGGAUCCCAAUUCUCUGUCUUGCACUUUUGUGGACUACCGGGCUUUGUCACAAGUGCCUUCAAAAUGAUCAAACCCUUUGUGUCAGCAGAAGUCUUUAGUCGACUCAAGCUAAAGCCAAACUUUGUACACUUGAAGCGAGAUGGAUAUGUCGAUCCAGAAUCCAUAUUGCCAGAAUGGGACAAGGCAGGAACUUUCCAAUUCGAUCUAGAUGAAUACGUCGAAUGGAGGGCCAAACAAGAGGGAAUCCCCUUGUCACAGAUCCCUCCUCGUGGACAAGGACGUUCCUAUUCCAGCUUUAGCGACAACAAUCCCGCCGACUUUGGAUUGACCACAGAAGCACUCUUGGGGUCACCCGAGAAACGACAAGAAGUAAUCAAAAUGGGUUGGAUGGAAAAGCGGGGGUCCGGUAUGGGCAUGUUCUCCUCCUUCCGAUGGAAGACCAAGUACAUGCUCUUGACUCCAGGCUGUCUCUUUUACUUUGAAACGGGCAAGAUCUCGAAUACCAACACGGCACAGCGAAUGAUUACCAUUGAGCCAGGGAGCAGUGUGGAACGAUUGCCAUGCACAGAAGAAGGAAACGACAUGAAAGCCAUGAUCUGUUUGCAGUCAGAAGGCCGCGACUACAUUUUCGGUUUCACCAAUGAGGAUGAGGCUGAGGAAUGGCUGUGUGCUUUGCAAAGUGAAUGCCAAAACCAAAAUGAGGAUGACGACGACGAGGACACAGAUGCUACCAGUACUGGCACUCCGGAACCACUGAUCUAUCCAACCUCUGUGAAAAGGUUGUUGGUGGGCGAAUUUGAAUUUUGAACAUGAACACACAAUCAACUAACUGGAACUGCAUUGCAUGGCUGCUUGCCAUGGCAGCGACCCAAAACCAUGAACACAUCACCCAUUCUUACUCUAGUUUUUGAAACUCUUCCUCCGUCAAAUCAUUCUGAUACUAGAACUCUUUGAAUUAAAAUUGUAAAUAAAUGUAAAUGAAACGACUUUUCG